Molecule: messenger RNA, 1273 nt
Organism: Hermetia illucens (black soldier fly)
Lineage: Eukaryota; Metazoa; Arthropoda; Insecta; Diptera; Stratiomyidae
Product: odorant receptor 23a-like
Exons: 4
Coding region: 8-1135 (375 amino acids)
Biological process (GO): detection of chemical stimulus involved in sensory perception of smell; sensory perception of smell
Cellular component (GO): plasma membrane
Molecular function (GO): olfactory receptor activity; odorant binding
Source: RefSeq, a predicted model, not a curated record
CUUAGACAUGCCUCAAACAAGUGACUUACUUGGACUUCAUGUGACCGUUUUAAAAUUUUUCGGUGUUUGGCGAUCAGAAGACAAAAGGAAGGACCUUCUGUAUUCCUUCCGAGCAUUUUUCUUUCUCAUUUGCUUAGCUUCAUCCACAAUAGUUUCCAUGUUCAUUGCCAGUUUUCAUCAAGCUGAGUUCACGGAUUUGAUUAUAAGUCCUUUGUACACCGCGAAUACCACAUUGGUACUGCUCAAAGCCGUGAAUUUCUGCAUGAAAACCCAAGAAAUUGAACAUUUUUUUGGACAAAUCGACAAAGUACCAUUUUUCUCGGAAGCUGGACAAAAGGAUACCAAAAAAUCAACGGUUCGGAGAAUUAAGAUCCUGUCAAUGAUACACGGAUUUCUAUUCAUAUCUGUCGUUACGUCAAAAAUACUACCUACUGUCGUCCUUGGAAAAGUGACAACCGCUCGGUCGCUUCCUAAUUGGUAUCCUUUUGAAUGGGAAGGGAAGCUUGGAAUAUGCUUACUCCUUCUUUUAUUCGAAUAUUCCGCUGCAUCCACUUUGAUCACUUUGGCUAUAGUCGAGGAUAUAUUCCUGACGAGUGUCCUUUUGAUUAUUGGUGGACAACUCGAAUCUCUUGGGUAUCGGUUGAGGAAUUUACCAUCAAAGGAUACCAAAAUGUGGCAGAUUAAGUUCAAGGAAUGUGUUCAAGAUUAUAAUUGUAUAUUCAAAGUAAACAAGGAGUUCGAGAGGAUAUUCUCAGGAAUUAUAUUCAUUCAAGCGUUGCUGAGUUGCUUUUUAAUUUGUCUGAGUGCGUUCGCACUGGGGUUGGCAAACGAUAUUGGAACAUUCAUACUUUUCUUUUCCUUCAUAUUUGGUAUGCUCUAUGAGGUAUUCGUAAUGUGUUAUGCCGGAGAUUACAUUACAGAAAAGUCGGAAGAACUACUCUUCAAUUUAUAUUCAUCGUCUUGGCCAGAUAUCCUCCGAGAUUGCCGAAAGAUGAUGUUAAUAUUUUGUGUAAAACUAAAUAAUCCAAUCAUCGUGAAGUUCGGGAUCAUACAGGAUCUACAUCUACGAACUUUUACAAAAAUCGUUGAUGCUGCUUAUAAGCUCUAUGCUUUGCUGCAACAAGUUCCCGAAUGAAGGAAGCUAAUCAAAUGGUCCAAUAACCAACAACAAUGGCCGAUUUAGUUUCGCACCAAUUUUAAUGUUAUACCAUGUUUUACACUAUUUUGCCAGCUGUAGUUGGGGAAAUACUCAAUAUACCUACUGACAUUUUGA